Molecule: messenger RNA, 1425 nt
Organism: Mugil cephalus (flathead mullet)
Lineage: Eukaryota; Metazoa; Chordata; Actinopteri; Mugiliformes; Mugilidae
Product: leukotriene B4 receptor 1-like
Exons: 1
Coding region: 111-1130 (339 amino acids)
Biological process (GO): G protein-coupled receptor signaling pathway
Cellular component (GO): membrane
Molecular function (GO): G protein-coupled receptor activity
Source: RefSeq, a predicted model, not a curated record
GGAAACCCUGUUCCUGUGCAGUCUAUACUUAAAGGGAAGUGAGGACUUACUAUACAGCAAUUUGUUUUUCUUUUCAUGCAGACACCCCAGUCAGCACAUACCCUUCUAGCAUGAACCGCUCAACUGAGCUCUAUUUUCCAAAGGAAAUGGCCCCCGAGGAGUCUGUUGGUGAGGUAGCAGUGGCUUGUGUGAUCCUGAUCUUGUCCUUCCUGGUUGGAGCUCCGGGGAACCUGCUGGUGAUCUGGACUAUCCUGAGACACGUCAAGCAACGCUCUCAUACUGUGGUACUGAUCCUGCACCUGGCUGCUGCAGACCUGCUGGUCCUCAUCACAUUGCCUAUUUGGAUAUACUCCCUGGUGGACACAUGGGUGUUUGGAGAAGCACUGUGCAAGAUUUUGUGGUAUGUCAUCUACGCCUGCAUGUACAGCAGCAUCUUCUUCAUCACCCUUAUGAGUGUGGAGCGCUAUCUAGCCAUCUGUCGUCCAUUUGUGAUGAUGCGCUGGAAGACCAAGAGCACUGUGAACAGAUUUCUUGUACUUUUUUGGCUUCUUGCUUUCCUUCUUGGGGUGCCUGCAUUGUUGACCGGUACUACUGGUGAAACAAAUGGAACUGAGCAGUGUCUAUAUAGGGAGGACACCUCUAAGACCCAAGAAAUUCUGUUUUUAUGCAUGGAGACUUUGGUGGGCUUUGUAAUCCCUUUCACUGUUCUUAGUGUCUGUUACUCUCUAAUAGCUGUGCAGCUCAAGAAAAUGAGGUUCAAGUCAAAACAGAAAUCUAUGGUUCUUAUUCACGCUGUGGUGAUUGCUUUCACAGUGUGCUGGUUGCCUUACCACAUUAUCAACAUUAUUAAUCUGGUUUGCGACCUGCUAUCAGGCGAAGAACAUGGAUGUGUACCACAGAUUGUUAGCCUUGGCUCUGGAGCCCUGACUUUUAUCAGCAGUUCAGUGAAUCCUGUGUUAUACGCCUUCCUUUCAAGAAGCUUCCGAGGGAAUAUGGAGGACUCAAAGCUAGUCAGGCUGUUCAGGGAAGUAACCACUCAAACAAACAAACUCAUGGAGCUGUCAGCACAACAGGAGACUGACCAGGGGGCAGCACAGUCACAGCAAGAGAUACUGUCUGAUUCUCUGUGAAAAUGAUACUGAAAACGUGAAUCUUUGAAACUGUGAAGCUUAAGGAAAUGUGUUUUAUGCAGUUUCAUAAAGAGACUUAUGUGUGAUACGAUAUGGCUGUAUUACUUACAUAUGUUAUACGCACACAUUGUUUAUUCACAUUAACACAAUCUAGUGAAACUAUAAUUUUGUGUGUUUUGUUCCCUUUUUUAUUUUUUUUAAUGAAUUAUACAUUAUAUUAUAUUAUGACCCCUUUUCUCUUUUUAUGUUUGUAUAAUGUGCAAUAAUGAUUAAAUGUGUGAAUGUGUGAUGAAAU